This is a messenger RNA of Notodromas monacha, 1249 nucleotides long. NCBI's taxonomy places the organism in Eukaryota, Metazoa, Arthropoda, Ostracoda, Podocopida, Cyprididae. The record is from the annotation of a GenBank genome assembly.
AGUACUCACGUACCAAAUCCUGGAGUGUAAUUAUCUGGCUUAACUGUAGACCAGCCAUGAGGCCUCAGCAAAUCUUGUUUUUGGAAAUACAGUACAGUACUGUAUGUGAAAAUGUGAUUUUUGAAUGCUUAGGUAGAUUAUAUAUGACUCUUAACAAUGCGAACUCUUAGCGGAAGUGCUUUCUGCUCUCUUGACUUCUGCUUUUUUUUGUGUGUCAAGGAUGGACUAUAAAGGACCGCAUUUGUCAAGCCCCAUUCAAGCGGAUGACGCUCUGGCCGAUCAGUCUCAAUUAAAUUCUGGUAACGCUGACGAAUCUAAGUCCGUGAAAUCAGUGUCUGAGAGCGGUGAUUGUGUGGAGAAGAAUUCCAUCGCGGUUCCUACCCCCGAUAUGGAUUCCAUAACAUUUAAAUCGAGUGCAAAGUUGGAGAACACGGAGAUACAAACACCUGUAUCUAACGCCCUGGCGACUUUAGCUGCGGAAGCUGUGAAGGCUGCUGCGGCUCCUUCCGAUGAAGGGGGACUAGUGCAAGCAUCGGACGCACCGAAGCUUUCAGGAGGUGCGUGGCAUUCUGUCGGCAUUUUCAGCGGGAACUCGUGCAAAGUAACGGGAUACACGACUCAAGACUUAUCUGAAGAACUUAGUACAGCUCAUUUUGACAUCUCCAAGCUGCCAGCCGAAAUUAUAGACGAAACUGCUGUGCAAAAACUUGAGCCCGGAGAAUUCUACCGUGUUCGUGUAUGCGCAUUCAACAGUUGCGGUUUUGGCCCGUGGAGCGAAGCAACCACCUUUAGAACCACUGUUCCUGGAUUUCCAAAUCCUCCGUCAGGUGUUAAAAUUACGUCUACGAAGGAAGGCGUGCAUUUGUCGUGGCAUCCACCGCAAGAUAAUGCUGAUGAGGUUAUGGAAUAUUCCGUGUACUUGGCAGUGAAGGGCCAGAGUUCUGAAGGAGCUAAUGUCAUAUCGGCCGGGAAAACAAACCAGGCAUUCAAGAGAGUUUACAUUGGAGCAGCGAGUUCAUGUCUUGUGCCUUCCGCCGUUUUGACCGAUGCUCACAUGACUAACACAACCCCAACAGGAGCAUCUUCGAAGCCCGCCAUUCUAUUCCGCAUCGCUGCCAGAAAUAAGAAAGGUUACGGCCCUUCCAUCCAAGUUCGUUGGAUCCAAGGUGAAGCCGUGAACCAAAAUGCAGCUCGUCGCACAGCUGCCGAAGACUCAGCCGGGGCCGCGAAAAAGAAGCGGAAAGAAUAA